AUGCAGGUUACAAUUUUGCUACUUUUUGUUGUGGUUGGGAUAUUGAUGAGAUCAAUAAGUUUAGAGAGGUACAUUGUUGGAGAAGGCUAUGGCUGGCGUCCUGCCCCUGAUCCUGCUUACUACCAAGAUUGGGCUAAAACUGUAAAGCUUAAAGCUGGAGAUGAAUUAGAGUUUAGAUUCGAAAAACCUGACGAUUUGCUGGAGAUUGGAAAAUUCGACUACUAUGCAUGCACUUCCAACACUGUUUUCAGGCCGUAUAGAGAAAGUCCAGCAACAGCAUUCUUACUGGCACCUGGAGAAUAUUACUUCAAAUCCAGCAACAAUACCAAUUGCAUUAAUGGCCAGAAACUUUAUGUAAAUGCAGAAGCUCCAAAUGAAGAUAAUGAUAAGAUUGACAACAAGAGCUAA
Molecule: messenger RNA, 408 nt
Organism: Nicotiana tabacum (common tobacco)
Lineage: Eukaryota; Viridiplantae; Streptophyta; Magnoliopsida; Solanales; Solanaceae
Product: early nodulin-like protein 3
Cellular component (GO): plasma membrane
Molecular function (GO): electron transfer activity
Source: RefSeq, a predicted model, not a curated record